AUGGUCUUGAAGUGCAUAGUCUGCGGAAAAUGCAAGCGGGAGGUUGCCUCUCUCUACAGAUUUCCUGCUGGAAACAGAAAUCUUUCAAGGAAAUGGCAACGUAGACUUGGCCUAGGUGAGGUUGAUAUCAAGAAGACUUCUCGCGUAUGUUCAGACCAUUUCCCACGUGAGUCUUGGUCUUCACACUUGAAAGGCACUUAUAGAAAGCUAAGGCGAUAUGCUCUGCCUCUGAAUCUAAGCAAGAGACACUCAAGAGAACGCUACCAGAGAGCUGGGACACAAUUAGAGACAUCUAGACAGACAAAGAAAGAUCGACAACGAACCAAACCAAUCGAUUCUAUUGGGAAUUGUACAAACACCAGCUUACUAGUAAUUGAACAUGAUCAUGACUACCAUCAUUCCGCCUUGUCUAUUGGGAAUUGUACAAACACCAGCUUACUAUUAAUUGAACAUGAUCAUGACUACCAUCAUUCCGCCAUAGACUUUCCAGAGGCCGUUUAUGCGUCUACAUGCUCAUCACUUCCAACUUCUACGGUCCACAUUGCCAUCCAAGCUGUUCCUCAAACUGCAGAUGCUUGGACACAAUAUGACUAUGAUGACAUCUAUGAGUCAGUAGGUAGUAAGAGAGUCCACUCCCAUUGGUGCUGCUAGCUGCUGCUGCUACCAUGUCUUUAUUUGCAGUCUAGGAAAGCUGUGUGUCUACAUGCAGUGUUUUGGUGGGUUUGUAAUUGGUUCUUGUUUAUCUUUUAUCUCUACUGUUGUGUGCUAGCUGUACAGUGUGUAUAUAUACUCUAAGGAGUGUGGAAAGUGACAAUAUUUCGAAUGAUACAAAUAGAAGAUCUGAGAUGUAACUCAUUAACUUUAUUUUGGAAAUAUCUCUGUAGUAUUAUCAAGUACAUCCAUUGACAUCGACAUUCUAGUAGAUAACAUGUAAAGACGUUUGAUGUCUCAGUAUAAGCAAAUAGAUGAACAAUGUUUUGUGACCAAAACCAAUCGAUUGAGGGAUAUUGUCAUGUUUCCUAAAGGGUUGCCAAACAGUCGACCUUGAAUAAUAGACCAUUUACACUUUCAUUUAAUAGCUGUUGAUGUGUACAUGAAACUGGAAUUUUAGUCUUUAAAGGUUACACAGUCUAGAUGUUGUUGCUUAACUAUACUUU
Messenger RNA from Corticium candelabrum, 1157 nucleotides. RefSeq lists its product as uncharacterized. The record is from RefSeq and is a predicted model, not a curated record. Bases 1 to 651 code for a protein of 216 amino acids. Lineage: Eukaryota; Metazoa; Porifera; Homoscleromorpha; Homosclerophorida; Plakinidae. The transcript is spliced from 2 exons.